Molecule: messenger RNA, 5241 nt
Organism: Ctenopharyngodon idella (grass carp)
Lineage: Eukaryota; Metazoa; Chordata; Actinopteri; Cypriniformes; Xenocyprididae
Gene: ddx3xb
Product: DEAD-box helicase 3 X-linked b
Exons: 20
Coding region: 292-2520 (742 amino acids)
Biological process (GO): cell differentiation; gamete generation
Cellular component (GO): P granule; nucleus
Molecular function (GO): RNA binding; RNA helicase activity; ATP binding
Source: RefSeq, a predicted model, not a curated record
UUUCCGCUGCGCUCUUAUUUCACCCUCAGAUUGAGAAAGACGCGCAGCUCGAGUUCCGACUAUCGUCGACGCGCAGCUACACGGACGAAUAUUAAAACCGACACGUUUUAUUUUAAAGCAACGUUUACGUUUUGGAGUAAACAGUUUUUCUUUCCUUUUUUCAAAGUUACAUUCUGACCGACCGUCGUCGACAGGAAUCACAGGACACGGCAGCGGCGCGAGCACGAGCAACAUACCGGCAAACAAAGAAACCCGUUUUUACGCGAGAUCAACCUUCACUACCCGUUAGUUAUGAGUCAUGUGGCCGUCGAAAAUGUACACGGUCUAGACCAGCAGCUCGCUGCCCUAGACUUGAACUCCGCUGAUGUUCAAGGAGUCACUGGAAGACGUUACAUUCCACCUCAUUUAAGGAACAAAGAAGCUUCCAAAAAUGCAGGAGCUUAUUCCUCUGGUAGACAGAGCGGUUACUCAGUGGCACCAGGAAGGAGCUAUUCUCCUGGAGGAUGGGAUAACGGACGCAGCAAUGGCUUCGUGAAUGGCUACCAUGAUGGCCGUGACACCCGCAUGAAUGGAGGCAACGGUUUUGCUGGCCGCGGCCCCGUGCGCAAUGACCGUGGAGGAAGAGGAGGCUUCAGGGGUAAAACCAGUGGCUCUUACAACCCCAUCCAGCCAAUGCCAAGUGCAGGGUUUGCUUAUGACAACAAAGAUGGAGGUGGGUGGAAUACCCCAAAAGACAAUGCCUACAACAGCUUUGGUGGACGCUCUGACAGGGGUAAAUCAUCUUUCUUCAAUGACCGCGGAUCCUCUUCCAGGGGGAGGUAUGAGCGUGGCGGUUUUGGUGGCGGUGGAAACAGCCGAUGGGUGGAGGACUCCAGGGAUGAUGAAGAUUGGUCCAAACCGUUGCCUCCCAAUGAGCGUCAGGAACAUGAGCUGUUCUCUGCAAGCAACACAGGGAUUAACUUUGAAAAAUAUGACGACAUUCCUGUUGAAGCCACAGGCCACAACUGUCCACAACAUAUUGAGAGUUUCCAUGAUUUAGAGAUGGGAGAGAUCGUUAUGGGUAACAUAGCCCUGAGCCGCUACACACGGCCGACUCCUGUCCAGAAGUACGCUAUUCCCAUCAUCAAGUCUAAGAGAGACCUGAUGGCGUGCGCACAGACAGGUUCUGGUAAAACCGCAGCCUUCCUGUUGCCGGUGCUGAGCCAGAUAUACACUGAGGGACCAGGAGAGGCGCUGCAGGCUGUGAAGAACAGUGCACAGGAAAAUGGGAAAUAUGGCCGCCGUAAGCAGUAUCCCAUUGCUCUGGUUUUAGCCCCAACAAGGGAACUGGCUCUCCAGAUCUACGAUGAGGCCAGGAAGUUUGCUUAUCGCUCUCAUGUGCGGCCCUGUGUGGUGUAUGGAGGCGCUGAUAUUGGUCAGCAGAUUCGUGAACUAGAGAGAGGCUGCCAUCUGCUGGUGGCCACGCCUGGGCGUCUGGUGGACAUGAUGGAGAGGGGCAAGAUUGGCCUGGACUACUGCAAUUACUUGGUGCUGGAUGAAGCCGACAGGAUGUUGGACAUGGGCUUUGAGCCACAGAUUCGCCGUAUUGUCGAGCAGGACACCAUGCCCCCUAAAGGGCUUCGACAGACCAUGAUGUUCAGUGCCACCUUCCCCAAGGAGAUCCAGAUCUUGGCUCGUGACUUCCUGGAGGAGUACAUCUUCCUGGCUGUGGGCAGGGUUGGUUCCACCUCUGAGAACAUCACCCAGAAGGUGGUGUGGGUUGAAGAAAAUGACAAGAGGUCCUUCCUGCUUGACUUGCUCAAUGCCACAGUUAUUCCGAGUGAGGUUCAGGACAAUACGGGGGAGAACGUAGAAAAACCUGGUAAAGAGUCUUUGACUUUGGUGUUUGUUGAGACCAAAAAGGGAGCUGAUGCUCUUGAGGACUUCCUGUACCGCGAAGGCUAUGCCUGCACCAGUAUCCAUGGCGACCGUUCUCAGAGAGACCGUGAGGAAGCCCUCCACCAGUUCCGUUCUGGAAGAUGCCCCAUCUUAGUUGCCACAGCUGUGGCUGCUCGUGGUCUGGACAUCUCCAAUGUAAAGCACGUCAUUAACUUUGACCUGCCCAGUGACAUUGAGGAGUACGUCCACCGCAUUGGGCGUACGGGUCGUGUGGGCAACCUUGGUCUUGCGACAUCAUUCUUCAAUGAUAAGAAUGGUAACAUCACAAAGGACCUGCUGGACAUCUUGGUGGAGGCCAAGCAGGAAGUACCAUCCUGGCUGGAGAGCCUUGCCUAUGAGCACCAGCACAAGAGUAGCACCCGUGGGCGCUCCAAGAGGUUUUCUGGUGGUUUUGGCGCCAGAGACUACCGUCAGACCAGUAGCAGCACUAGCAGCGGAGGCUUCGGAAGUCGCGGUGGCCGUAGCACCGGGGGCCAUGGUGGAAACCGUGGAUUUGGCGGUGGUAAGGGUGGCUUUGGUAACUUCUACAGCAGUGAUGGCUAUGGAGGAAACUAUUCCCAGGUGGACUGGUGGGGAAACUAAGACUCCUUCCUUCACCUCUUCACCCCCCCACCCACUCCCCACGAUUACAGUGGAUCACCAUGCCAAACUCACUGAAUGGAAACCACAUGUACCAUAGCCAGACUAUAUACCCUGUGUAGCUUUGAAGAACUUUGCAGUACAUUACCAGCUGUGAUUCUCUGACCACAUCCGGAGAGGCUUUAACUCCAUGGGAUGCGGGGAUGCCAGGACAACUGAAGGUUUGACCGUAGCAGGAAGCAGUCUCGCGAUGUGCUCGACCAUACUGAAGGGGGGAAUGGAGGCAGAAGUUUGCUUUAGAUUCUUGGACUCUAGUUUUCCACUACAUCUCAUUUCUUUAUACUAAAUGAGAAUCAUUUGUUUGUUAAUGUACUGUGCCUUUAAAUUUAUAAUCGCUGUGUUUUGUUUUUUUUCCUUUUUAAAUGUCUGGCUGACAAUUGUUUCCCCUUUUUUUUUUUUUUUUUUUUUUUUUUUCCCCCAAAUGACUUUUUGUUUUGGAUGGUAUAACAAAAUAAGCUUGGAUGUAAUCAAACCUUGGCAAACUCUGGGAUGGUCUGUCACAACCUCAUUUUGAACUGAAAUUUCUAAUGGGGUCACCAGUGCUGGUGUCACAGAGGCCUGACCCCCUCCAACCCCCCCCCCCCCCCCCCCCCCCCCCAAUUGGCUUGUUACCCUCUUGUGUGGUAAAACCGUAUCGCAAGGGAAUUAAAAUAUUGAAUGUUGGAAGGAAAAGAUCUUGCUCACUCUAUCCUGGAGAGGUAUCUAUUAGAGACAGUAGUCUUCUGAGAAAAGAAACCAAGCCAUUCCAGUAUAUUCUCUUAAAUUUCAUUGUUGUGAUGAACCAUGUCUGCCUCCCGCCACUCCGCUGUGUAACUCUACCAUUGAGGCAGCUAGUUCGGUACCACACGCUGGCUGUUUAGUGGUGUUGGAUUACAUUUUUUUUCUUUUUUUUUUUUUUUUUUUUUUUUUCUUGAAUAUUAUGGAGGUAGCGAUUGGAUUAAUUUUGUUUUCUUCCUUCAAAAACCAUUCUUGAAGUUGAUAAUGGUAGGCUUGUGGCAACUUCCAUAGUGAAAGUUCAAAUGGCUACUCUAGGACCACGAUGUCAGAGCGGACUGGCCCUGAAAGCCCAGCUCGUCUCUGAAGAAAUCCGCAUGCUAGUGUUCUUGUUUUUUGGUCAAGGAGAUUUUCAAAUCGAUUUCUGCAGCAGGCUUUUACGUUCGUUACAAGUAACAUUUGUUCAUUUUCUUUUCUUUCUUUUUUUUUUUUUUCUCUCUUUUUCAAGCUGCGUUGAAUUCCGAAAGACAUCCUCGGCUUUACACGGCUCCCUCGUAUCCCCCAGGUUUUAGCGAGGACUACUGGGGUCAGUAGAAUUCAGCGUACACGACGGGAAACUGCACCAUACGAGCUGCAGGGGUGUGGUUUUAGUGUAGAACCAGACUCUUAUUGGUUGGUUUGUAGUGGAGGUUUCCGUGGCAUCCCUGGCCAAAGGCAGGUUUCUUUCAAAUUUCCAUGCAUCCUUUAUCGCACGUUAUUGCAGCUGCGCUCGGCGGGCGAGCCGGCGGCGUGCCUGUCUGAUGAGGGUGAGUGGGAUGCGUUUAACUGAAGUGCAAUAGAUUUACUCAAGCGUGUUGUGCCUUUCGACAUGAAUUUGAAAAAGGUGACCUGAAGCAGAUGCAUUGACAGUAUUGUGGUAACUUGAUAGCAGUGGUGCUAUUUUUGGCCCUUCUGUGUUACGCCCAUCAAGUUUUACAAAAGUUGUUUUAUUGCACAUCUAGGGUUUUAUAUAAAUGUCUUGAGUGCGUGUCCUUAAGCUUCCAAAUAUUGUGUGUGAAGAUUGUGAAAACGCAGCUUGUUUACAAAAGGGGAAGGGUUCUCCAAUAGUUAACCAGGACUGAUUUGGGACCAGGGGGAUUAGCAGUGGGGAAUUUAGCUAUUUGCACAGAUUACUAGAUUCUACUUUUGCUGCUAGUUUGUGUAAUUUAUUAAGCAUUUUUGAGAAAUAUUUAUUUUUAUAAGCCUAAAAGUGAUAGUUUCAAGUAACUUGACCAAAAGACAGUACAAAAACACUGGCACUUGAAUGUUGAAUGUCACCCGUAUGCGUGAAAUUUAUAUUUUUCGGGGUAGUGUGAGCUUUUUAAUGUUUAAGGUCAUUUUGGACUCCGCCAAAAUUCGCAUCUGUAAUUGUCUCGCUGACUAAACGUUUCAAUCCGAUCAAUCGAACUCUGAAUUGGCAGCCACAAUUUGAAUGCUAAACAACCAUGCCAAGGUUUGGAAAAAGUUACAGAAAUAUUUUUGUAAAUGUGUAUCAGUGCAAAGUGUUCAGAUUCUCCAGUUGUUUUGUUUGUUGUUUUUCCGGUAUUUAUUUUUUUUUUAUUUGUGUCUUUACCCCCAGUGAAUGUCUGGCACACGGCAAUCUUAAGUAACAAAAACAUGUGGUUAUUCUCUAUUGUUGCAUUUGCAUAUUGGGCUAUGGCGGUGGUGUUCUCUGACAGGUUUGGCUGAAAAUUCAGUCUUAAUUACAGAAGCAGUCAAGGUGAAGUGUUGAAAGCAUGAAAUGAAAGGCUUUUAAUUUACCAAAUCAUGUGAAAGAACAUCACCGGAGCCCUUAGAGUUAGAGUAUUUGCUUUAUGUACUAGUUUAGAGGCUGUGCACUGCACGAAAAAUGAGAUGUGUGUUUAUCGUAUGAUUUUACCAAAUUAAAGUUGGCAAUUGCAAAUACAGAAA